AGGCGGGAAGCCGGGUUCGGCCCGGCUGGGCUCCGGGUGGCAGCGGCCGCGGAGCAGCCUCGGUGCGACGUGGAGGGCCGGAGGCGGCGGCGAUGCACUAGGCCUCGCUGUGGGGCGGCUGCCCGGGACCGCAGUUGAGUGGUGAUUUUAUGCAAUGGCUUCAAGCCACAGUUCUUCACCAGUGCCUCAAGGAAGCAGCAGUGAUGUUUUCUUUAAAAAAGAGGUAGAUCCAACAAAACACAUUCGACCUGUGCAGUCACUGCCAGAUGUGUGUCCCAAGGAACCCACAGGUGAUUCAAAUAGUUUAUGUGUUACCCCAUCUCUAGUUACAGAUCAAAAUAGAUGGACUAUAUAUCAUUCCAAAGUAAAUCUCCCAGCAGCACUAAAUGAUCCUAGAUUAGCAAAAAGAGAAUCUGACUUCUUCACAAAAACAUGGGGAUUGGACUUUGUGGAUACCGAAGUCAUACCUUCAUUCUACCUCCCACAGAUCAACAAGGAACAUUUUACAGUAUAUCAACAGGAAAUCUCUCAGAGAGAGAAGAUACAUGAGAGAUGCAAGAAUAUUUGUCCUCCUAAAGAUACCUUUGACAGGACUCUUUUACAUACUCAUGAUAAAUCCAGGACAGAUCUGGAGCAAGUACCUAAGAUUUUUAUGAAACCAGAUUUUGCCUUGGAUGAUUCCUUAACUUUUAAUUCAGUUUUACCAUGGUCUCAUUUUAAUACUGCUGGUGGAAAAGGAAAUCGUGAUGCAGCUUCCUCAAAGUUGCUUCAAGAAAAGCUGAGCCAUUAUCUGGACAUUGUGGAAGUAAACAUUGCUCACCAGAUCUCUCUACGUUCAGAAGCAUUUUUUCAUGCAAUGACCUCUCAACAUGAAUUGCAGGACUACCUCAAGAAAACUUCCCAAGCUGUAAAAAUGCUUCGAGAUAAAAUUGCACAGAUUGAUAAAGUAAUGUGUGAAGGAUCACUACACAUUUUAAGACUGGCACUUACCAGAAAUAAUUGUGUUAAAGUAUACAAUAAACUGAAGUUAAUGGCCACUGUACACCAAACUCAGCCUACAGUGCAGGUGUUACUAUCUACUUCUGAAUUUGUUGGAGCGUUGGACUUAAUAGCAACAACACAGGAGGUUCUACAGCAGGAACUUCAGGGCAUUCACAGCUUUCGGCAUUUGGGAUCACAACUUUGUGAAUUAGAAAAACUGAUAGAUAAAAUGAUGAUUGCAGAAUUUUCUACUUACUCUCACAGUGACUUAAAUAGACCACUGGAAGAUGAUUGUCAAGUUUUAGAAGAGGAAAGACUAGUAUCUCUUGUAUUUGGACUUUUAAAACAAAGAAAACUUAAUUUUUUAGAAAUCUAUGGUGAAGAAAUGAUUAUUACAGCGAAGAAUAUCAUUAAGCAGUGUGUGAUUAAUAAGGUUUCACAAAUAGAAGAAAUAGACACAGAUGUUGUUAUGAAGCUUGCAGAUCAGAUGAGAAUGUUGAAUUUUCCUCAGUGGUUUGAUCUAUUGAAGGAUAUUUUUUCUAAGUUUAAAAUUUUCCUACAGAGAGUUAAGGCAACAUUGAAUAUCAUUCACAAUGUUGUUCUCUCAGUUCUUGACAAAAACCAAAGGACUCGAGAAUUGGAAGAGAUUUCACAGCAGAAGAAUGCUGCAAAAGAUAAUUCAUUGGACACAGAGGUGGCUUAUUUAAUCCAUGAAGGCAUGUUUAUAAGUGAUGCAUUCAGUGAGGGCGAAUUAAUGCCUAUAGUAGUUGAUGCUACCUCACAAAGAAAUGCCUCUCCAAAUAGCGAGCCCUGCAGCAGUGAUUCGGUAUCUGAACCAGAAUGUACUACUGAUUCUUCAUCUAGCAAAGAGCAGACAUCGUCGUCUGCUACUCCAGGAGGUGUGGAUAUUAUAAUUAGUGAAGACAUGAAAUUAACUGACUUAGAACUGGGGAAGCUGGCAAAUAAUAUCCAAGAGUUACUGUAUAGUGCCUCAGAUAUAUGUCAUGAUCGAGCCGUCAAAUUUCUCAUGUCAAGAGCAAAGGAUGGUUUUCUUGAGAAGUUAAAUUCCACGGAAUUCAUUACACUUUCUAGAUCAAUGGAAACAUUCAUUUUAGAGACAGAACAGAUCUGUGGAAGAAAAAGUACAUCAUUACUUGGAGCACUUCAAAGCCAAGCUAAUAAAUUUGUAAAUAGAUUUCAUGAAGAGAGAAAAACCAAGCUCAGCCUUCUCUUAGACAAUGAGCGCUGGAAACAAGCUGAUGUUCCUGCAGAAUUUCAGGAUCUUGUUGAUUCUAUAUCAGAUGGAAAGAUUGCUUUACCUGAAAAAAAAUCAGGGGAAGAAAGAAAACCAGCUGAAGUUCUCAUUGUCGAGGGACAACAAUAUGCUGUUGUUGGCACUGUAUUGCUGUUAAUAAGAAUUAUCCUUGAAUAUUGCCAAUGUGUGGAUAACAUCCCAUCUGUUACUACUGACAUGCUUACUCGUCUGUCAGAUUUAUUGAAGUACUUCAAUUCAAGAAGUUGCCAGUUAGUUCUUGGAGCUGGUGCAUUGCAAGUUGUUGGACUAAAAACAAUAACUACAAAAAAUUUGGCUCUUUCUUCACGAUGUUUGCAGUUAAUUGUGCACUACAUUCCUGUGAUCCGGGCUCAUUUUGAAGCUCGACUACCACCUAAGCAAUAUAACAUGCUUAGGCAUUUUGAUCAUAUCACUAAGGAUUACCAUGACCACAUUGCUGAAAUAUCAGCUAAGCUUGUAGCGAUAAUGGAUAGCUUAUUUGACAAGCUAUUAUCAAAGUAUGAAGUGAAAGCUCCUGUUCCUUCUGCCUGUUUCAGGAAUAUUUGUAAGCAAAUGGCAAAAAUGCAUGAAGCUAUAUUUGAUCUUCUUCCAGAAGAACAAACACAGAUGUUAUUUUUAAGAAUUAAUACAAGUUAUAAACUUCACUUGAAAAAGCAGUUAUCUCACUUAAAUGUGAUAAAUGAUGGAGGACCUCAAAAUGGGUUGGUCACAGCAGAUGUAGCUUUUUACACUGGAAAUCUUCAAGCCUUAAAAGGUCUUAAAGAUUUGGACCUAAAUAUGGCAGAGAUCUGGGAACAGAAGAGGUGACAACUUACUGGAAAACUGGGUAAUUCAUCUGACCAUGGGACAUGUGUUUCUGAAGAAAAUCUGAAUGCCUGUGUUUCAAGAACCUGGAACCCAAAGUGAACUGAGAUGGGAGAAAGGGAAAAGGAAAGUAUCAGUGUUGGGAAACUGGAUUCAGUGGGAUCUACAAGGAAUGCCAUUUUUGUGCAUUCUUAAGUGAGGAGUAACUGAUCAGGUGUCUAUAACAUUUUUCAUUCUUUCUGGAAACAGACUCAGGUUUCUUUGGACCAAAUCCAAAAGAACACAUAGCUGUAACACAGCUGUAGUUGACUAGAAUGCUCUGUAUACUUUAUAUUAAAAAAUGCUUUGCAUUUCUUCCAGUGCAAUGAAAUUCAUAUGGUGUCCCACCUUAUUUAAUGAUGGUACAAUUUAAAAUAUUAAAAUCUUAGUCAACCUCUGUAGAACGUUUUCUCUAUGAAAGUAAAGCUGUUUGAAAAAAUUAUUUUUUUACAGAUCUUUCUAUAAAAAAUAAACAUCUUUUGAUUGCUUGGA
This is a messenger RNA of Sciurus carolinensis (gray squirrel), 3610 nucleotides long. RefSeq names its product VPS54 subunit of GARP complex (gene Vps54). NCBI's taxonomy places the organism in Eukaryota, Metazoa, Chordata, Mammalia, Rodentia, Sciuridae. The record is from RefSeq and is a predicted model, not a curated record. Gene Ontology annotation, molecular function: syntaxin binding. Gene Ontology annotation, biological process: Golgi to vacuole transport; retrograde transport, endosome to Golgi. Bases 155 to 3082 code for a protein of 975 amino acids. The transcript has 23 exons. Gene Ontology annotation, cellular component: GARP complex.